Messenger RNA from Paramecium pentaurelia, 2724 nucleotides. The record is from the annotation of a GenBank genome assembly. Lineage: Eukaryota; Ciliophora; Oligohymenophorea; Peniculida; Parameciidae.
AUGCAAUUAAAUUGGAGAUUAAUUUAGUUCUAUUCAAAAAAUAUAUUGAAUGUUACUAUUGGACUGCUUUUAUAUUUAUAUGAUGUUAGUUUAAUACCCUCUCUUGUACUAUUUAUUGUGAAUGGAAUGAUUUUGAUAAUCAGUUUAAUGAUCAUUCAAAAAAGAAAAUUAAUUCCUAAAAUAUAUUUUGAAUGGUUUAUGAAUAUUACACUAAGUGCCCAUAUAUCAUAUUGUUGUUUUUUAGAUAAGGAUUUAACUAGAACUGCUUAUAUUUUAUUAAAAGCUUAAGAAAUUUAGAUGGUUAAAAAAUAAUCAGCAACAAAAUCCUUGUUGUUGCAUUUAGUUUACAACAUUUUAUUUUUUAUCUUAUUUAUAAUUCAUAAAGAAAAUACAAUCCUCUAUAUUGUCACUAUGUAUUGCACUAUUUCACUAUAUAAGUUAAAAAAGUCUGGAAUUAUGUAAUAAAAUUAAGAAUUCGAAUUGCCAGCAUAGAUGACAAAACCCACACAGCGAAAUUCUGAAAUAAUCAAUUUAAUAUAAGACUCUAUAAGUAAUUCAUGGUUGAUUAGAUUAUAAAACAUACCAGUAGGAAUCAUGAUUGUAAAAAAGGAUAAUCUAUAAAUUAUGUUUUAGAAUUAAUCUCUACUCCAAAUGUUUGAUGGUAUAAAAGACAUAACCAAAUUUCUAAUGAAUGAAUUACAAUUCAAGCUAUAAAUUAAAAGAAAAAGGAAAUAGGUUAAAGAGACAAGUAUUAAAUUACCAAAAUAAUCCCCUAAAUAACAUAAUAGUGUUCCAUAAUUUUUUAGUUGUAAUAAAAUGCCUAGUAUAUAAAAGUUACCAAAUACUUUAAAUGAAAUAUUGUUAGAAUUAUAAAAUGGGAAUCUAGAUUAAUUUUAUUCAAAAGAAAACAAUUUAGAACUUUUAGCUUAAUUAUCAAAAUCUAAAUAGCCUGCAUUUCAUGAAGAAGAUUAUACUAGAAGUAUUUAAUGUAAAAUAUUUUGUGGUUAAAAUGAUCAUGAAUAUUUGAUUAUAAUGGAUGAUAUUUCAUUACAAAGUUAUUUAUAAAAAUUAGAGACAAGAGAAAAAUUUUAAGUUAGAAUUAUUGAUUCUUUUUCUCAUGAAUUAAGAACUCCUUUAAAUAGUGCAAAAUUAUUUCUUGAUGGUCUUAUUAAUGAUCCUAGUAUCAAUGAUCAUCAUAAAUAUAAUUUUAUUUAUCCUGCUUCGAAUGCUUUGAAAUUAUAAGCAUAUUUAAUUAGGGAUAUUAUAGAUUUUACUUAAUUUCAUUCACAAAUCAUUAAGUAUAAAUUUGAAGAAUUCAAUUUUGAAGAUAUUGUCUAAGAAGUAAAUGAUAUUUUUAGACCUAUACUUUAAAUGAAAAGUCUUGGAUUACAUAUUAAUGUAAAGAAUUCAGUCCCUCCAUUAAUAUAUUCAGAUUUUGAUAGAAUUAUGUAAAUUUUAGUAAAUUUAAUCUCGAAUUCAAUUAAAUUUUCAGAGAGAGGUUUAAUUAUCUUAGAAAUCUCUUGUCAUGAAACUACUCUAACUUUUUGUGUUAAAGAUUAAGGAGUAGGGAUAGAAAAUGAUCAAUUAUAGAAAAUUUAAGAAUUCUUAAAAUCCUUUAAUUUAAACAGAGACUUUUCAUGUCAUGAUGAAUGGUAAGGAUUAGGAUUACUUGUUAGUUAAAUGAAUUUAUUUAAAUUAGCCCCAUUAAGCAAAACUUAAUUGAGAAUAAAUUCGAAUGGAUUAGGUGAAGGAACAUAAAUUACAUUUAAAAUAAGAACAACUUAAUCUUCAAAUACUCAAAUCUUAGGUGGUACAAUUAUUAAAAGGUAAAGCUUAAGAACUGCAUAUACAGUACCUGAUCUAUGUAUGGGAAUUUAGGGGAUAUUAAUUAUUAAUAAUCCAAAAUGUGAUGAUUUAAUGUUUGAUAAACAACUUUAAUAAAUUCCAAUUAGACAUCAUUCAUCAAUAGCAAAUUAUUUUCGACCCUAAUAAUCAACUGGAUUAUUAAAUUAAUAUGUAUAAUAAGAAACAGAUAUUAUGCAAGAGGAGGAUACAUAAAGAGGAAAUCUUUAAGACAAUUUACUUAAAUUGAAUAAAACAUCCAAAUCAUACUCUGUUUUUAUCAAUAAUAAAGAUUUGAAAGAAAAAUCAAUAAAAAGAAGAAAAAAAUCUUCGUUUAGCAUCUCAGAGAUUGAUAUAUAAUCAAGUAAAAGACCUAACACAUUAAUCUCAAGAUUGAUUUAAAGAGAGGAAUAAGAAAUAGAAAUGGAAGAGAAGUUUGAGAAUUUAUAAUUCCCUUGUUAAUGUGCAAGAAUAUUAUCAGUAGAUGAUGAUCUCUUUAAUCAAAAAGCUUUAUAAGUAAUCAUUGGUUAGAUGGGGUUUAGAUUAUUGAUAGUAAUUUUAAUUUUAAUUAAAUAGGCAUAUAAUGGGUAUUAGGCUAUUGAAUUGAUAUAAAGUACUGAGAAAUGCUCUGAAUUUUGUAGAUUGUUUCAUUUUAUUUUAAUGGAUUGUUAAAUGCCUAUAAUGGAUGGGUGGACAACCACAAAAAUCCUUAUGGAUCUCAUAAGAGAUAAAAUAAUACCAGAUAUACCAAUUAUAGGAUUGACUGCAUUUAAUUCAGCAGAGGAUAUCAAUAGAUGUUUAGAGGUUGGAAUGAGAGAUGUUUUGACAAAGCCCUUAAAUAUAAACUAGCUAAAAUAAGUUUUGCUAAAAUUAUUUAAUUGA